Messenger RNA from Mustela erminea (ermine), 979 nucleotides. RefSeq names its product caveolin 3 (gene CAV3). Lineage: Eukaryota; Metazoa; Chordata; Mammalia; Carnivora; Mustelidae. Gene Ontology annotation, cellular component: caveola. The record is from RefSeq and is a predicted model, not a curated record. Gene Ontology annotation, molecular function: molecular adaptor activity; connexin binding; transmembrane transporter binding. The transcript has 2 exons. Gene Ontology annotation, biological process: caveola assembly; regulation of membrane depolarization during cardiac muscle cell action potential. The coding region runs from base 147 to 602 and encodes 151 amino acids.
CAGCUGUCAGCUGGCAUGCUGGGUGGGGCCUGGUUAGCCUGCAGGGACACAAGUCUGGGGACACUGAACUGUGUCCCUGCCCCAAGUCUUUUCAGCCCCACUGGCCACACGGCUCGGAUCUCCCCCUGCAGUCCCCCAGCUCCAAGAUGAUGGCCGAAGAGCACACAGACCUGGAGGCCCAGAUUGUCAAGGACAUCCACUGCAAGGAGAUCGACCUGGUGAACCGAGACCCUAAGAACAUUAACGAGGACAUCGUGAAGGUGGAUUUUGAAGACGUGAUUGCAGAACCCGUGGGCACCUACAGUUUUGACGGCGUGUGGAAGGUGAGCUACACCACCUUCACGGUCUCCAAGUACUGGUGCUACCGCCUGCUGUCCACGCUGCUGGGGGUCCCGCUGGCCCUGCUCUGGGGCUUCCUGUUCGCCUGCAUCUCCUUCUGCCACAUCUGGGCGGUGGUGCCGUGCAUUAAGAGUUACCUGAUCGAGAUCCAGUGCAUCAGUCACAUCUACUCCCUCUGCAUCCGUACCUUCUGCAACCCUCUCUUUGCUGCCCUGGGCCAGAUCUGCAGCAACAUCAAGGUCAUGCUGCGGAAGGAAGUGUAAAGCCAGGUGGGGGCGGUGGGGGUGACAGGGCAGGGGGAGUUAGUCCAGGCUGGCCCCCUGGCUCUGCUCCAUGGGCCUGCCGAUGAGCGCUUUCUCUUUACGGACUGCUAUUUCCCCCCAAGAUGGAAAGAAAAGACAGCCCAGCCACGCAAGCAGUCUGCCCCUGACCUCACCUCGAUGCCCCUGUGACCAGGCAGGAGGAAAGAGAAUUUGCUAAGAGGCAGCUACCGCAAAUCUUUGCAUUCACCUGUACUGUAACAGCACAAACCAGCACUCAGUUCCCACCCGCGGUCAACCUGUCCGUGCAUGCCGCCCGGGAAAGCUACCAGUGACUCUUGGCAUUAGGAGGGUGGCUCCAAUAAAGGGGUUCGGCUGCA